Meleagris gallopavo (turkey) is the source of this 836-nucleotide messenger RNA. It is a transcript of the gene CLNS1A, whose product is annotated as chloride nucleotide-sensitive channel 1A. NCBI's taxonomy places the organism in Eukaryota, Metazoa, Chordata, Aves, Galliformes, Phasianidae. Gene Ontology annotation, cellular component: pICln-Sm protein complex; plasma membrane; cytosol. The record is from RefSeq and is a predicted model, not a curated record. Gene Ontology annotation, biological process: cell volume homeostasis; spliceosomal snRNP assembly; chloride transport.
CUUCUGUUGUUUUUUUUUCCUAUUUUUUCUUUUUUUACCUCUUUUUUUAGCCGCCUUUCAUGGCUGGAAAACUCAGGAGUUGGCUUCUCCUUGGAUUAUCCCACCAUAAGCUUACAUGCUGUCUCCAGGGACCUGAAUGCGUACCCCUGGGAGCACCUGUACGUCAUGGUGAAUGCCAGGUUUGAAGAGGAGGAGACGAAGGAAACCCCCAUGGCUGAAGGGGAGGAGGAAGACAGCGAUGACGAUGUCGAACCGAUUGCAGAAUUCAGAUUCGUACCUAACGACAAAUCAGCCUUGGAAGCCAUGUUUUCAGCAAUGUGUGAAUGCCAAGCUUUGCACCCAGACCCAGAAGAUGAAGAUUCAGACAACGACUACGAAGGGGACGAGUACGAUGUUGAGGCCCGUGAGCUGGAACAAGGCGACAUCCCCACCUUUUACACGUACGAGGAAGGAUUGUCGCAUCUAACGGCAGAAGGUCAGGCCACACUGGAGAGGUUAGAGGGCAUGUUGGCCCAGUCUGUCAGCAGUCAGUACAACAUGGCUGGGGUGAGAACAGAAGAUUCCAUAAGGGAGUUUGAAGAUGGGAUGGAGGUGGACAUUGCACCAACAGUUGCAGGGCAGUUUGAAGAUGCAGAAGUUGAUCACUGAGGAGGACGUAUGCUGCUAUUCUUCUUGUGGCACUUCCAGAAUAAGCUGUAAAACUGAAGGCGUUGCAGUGACUGUUGGCAUUUAAUCUUUAAUGGCUCAAGCUCAGACAUCGAGGUCUAUAAAUGCUUUUAUAUAUGUUUAAAAAGGGUUUGACAUUUGUGACCACUAUGGGGUUAUUAAAAAAAAAA